This is a messenger RNA of Metopolophium dirhodum (rose-grain aphid), 480 nucleotides long. RefSeq lists its product as uncharacterized. Bases 1 to 480 code for a protein of 159 amino acids. The transcript is spliced from 5 exons. The record is from RefSeq and is a predicted model, not a curated record. Lineage: Eukaryota; Metazoa; Arthropoda; Insecta; Hemiptera; Aphididae.
AUGACUUGGGCAGGUGUCAAUAAAAAACAUUAUAUGAGUGAGCUUGAUGUGAAUAAUAGAGUUCCAAAUCCGACGUAUAUGGAACAUUAUGAAUUUGAACUUGAGGUGUUGGCUGUGAAUGAAACCCAAGGAUUAAAAGAAAUUGUGAAAACAAUAAUCGUUUGGGCGGGAUUUACAUAUGGGUUUGAACAAGAUUUGUUACAAUUCGCGUUCGACUCAGCUUGUACAACUACCGAUUUAUUUCCAAUACCAAAUAGCCAAAAUCACUUACCUGUAAUACACGUUGAAGACUUGGCCAGGGUGAUACAUAAAGUAAUAUCCGAUGAUCAAGCUUUAGAGUAUCAUUAUAUUUUUGCUGUUGAAAGUCCAAUAAAUACAUUAAAACAAAUUAUCACUGCUCUCGCUAAGUCGUGCGAUGUAGCUCCAAUGGUUGUGUCAUUAAAUACAUUCAUGAAUAAAUAUGAACUCAAGGUGAGCUAA